Messenger RNA from Emiliania huxleyi CCMP1516, 773 nucleotides. RefSeq lists its product as hypothetical. The record is from RefSeq and is a predicted model, not a curated record. NCBI's taxonomy places the organism in Eukaryota, Haptophyta, Isochrysidales, Noelaerhabdaceae. The transcript is spliced from 5 exons. The annotation marks the transcript as partial.
GACUCCUUCAGGUUCAUGGCCUCGAUGGCGGCCGACUCGGCGCUCGAAAGCCUCAGUAGUGCUCAGGACCGGGCAAAAGCGGCGGCGGCGGAGAUGGCGGCAGCGGGCGCGAGCGUGGGCAGCGACGGAUUCACGACGAUGGCGAGCGGGCUCACGAGCGGGGUGGACCGCGUGCGUGCGGCGGGCGACUCGAUGGCGAGCAUCGACCUCUCCAAGCUCGAGGCCGGCUCGAUCGUCUCCGCUUGCUCCUCCCUCACACAGGCAGCUAAGGAGUCGGUGCGCUCCACUGUCGAGGCGGGCUCGUCCUCGCUGCAGGCGGCUAGCCUCACGGCGACGAGCGCGAAGCUCUCCGACCCGAAGGCAUCCGACGACGGCUCCGAGUCGGGCGGCGAGGAGCUCCGGCAGACGGGCUUCCUCGCGCGGCUCGGUCUGCAUCAGGCCGGCCGCGCGUCCGAGCAGGAGAGGCUCGUGCCGUCGUCGCAGGCAGAGGCGAUGGGCGGCAACAGCUGGGACAAGGUGCGAGGCCUGCAAGACAGCUUGCACGGCAUGGGCUCGAGCCUUGGCUCCGGCCUCACUGCCCUCGACCCGAGCGGGUACCUCGGAGGCAACAAGCCGCGCGAACCCGAGACAGCGUUCGAGAGGCUCAAGGCGUGUAGCUGCUGCCCCGGCCUCAGCUAUCGGCAGCGGCUGCUCGGCUCAAUCCUUUGCUUCGCGUUCGGCACCCUCAUCUCCCUCUCCGCCCUCAAUUCGCUCGGCUCCCUCCUACUCGGCAA